AUGCUUAGCCUAGGAUGGCUCCAAGAGUUCACAACAGCUAAUGUGACACCGACUGGAUCGAUAGAUCGUCGGCAACAAAAUUGGUCAGUGCCGGCGUCUGGAUGGUUAAAAUGCAACUGUGAUGGUUCUUUUUUGGCUAAUACUCAUCAUGGAGGCAGUGGUGUUAUUUUGCGAAAUGAGCAUGGGAUAUUUCAAGCUGGUGCUAGCAGGGCUUAUGUGCAAUUGACUUCUCCUUUCCAUGCUGAGUUGAACGCUUUAUUGGAUGGAAUGAGGCUGGCUGAAUGCUUACACCAUGAUAGAGUAAUAUUUGAAACUGAUUGUUUGAUGCUCACGCAGGCCUUACAACAGCAAGAUGUUGACCUCUCAAGUUUGGGUGAUACUAUUGUAGAUGUGAAGGAGAUAAUGAGUAGGCAUGUUGAUUUCAGAGUUGCUCAUAUAUACUGUGAGGCUAACCGAGUAGCCCAUGUACUUGCGAACCAUGCUUUGCAUUCGAGUGAGAGUCAAAGUUGGUUUACUAUUGCUCCCCAUUUUAUAAAGGAUGUCAUCUGA
Fragaria vesca subsp. vesca is the source of this 549-nucleotide messenger RNA. RefSeq names its product putative ribonuclease H protein At1g65750-like. The transcript has a single exon. The record is from RefSeq and is a predicted model, not a curated record. NCBI's taxonomy places the organism in Eukaryota, Viridiplantae, Streptophyta, Magnoliopsida, Rosales, Rosaceae. Bases 1 to 549 code for a protein of 182 amino acids.